This is a messenger RNA of Phycodurus eques (leafy seadragon), 996 nucleotides long. RefSeq names its product homeobox A1a (gene hoxa1a). The coding region runs from base 10 to 996 and encodes 328 amino acids. The record is from RefSeq and is a predicted model, not a curated record. Gene Ontology annotation, molecular function: RNA polymerase II cis-regulatory region sequence-specific DNA binding; DNA-binding transcription factor activity, RNA polymerase II-specific. Gene Ontology annotation, cellular component: nucleus. Gene Ontology annotation, biological process: regulation of transcription by RNA polymerase II. Lineage: Eukaryota; Metazoa; Chordata; Actinopteri; Syngnathiformes; Syngnathidae. The transcript is spliced from 2 exons.
UAUGCCACAAUGAGCACUUUCUUCGAUUAUUCGGUCGUGAGCAGUGAGGGUGGGUCGUGUUCCGUGAGAGCUUUCCACCCGGAUCACGGGAUUACAACUUUCCAGUCGUGCGCCGUGACGGCGAACAACUGCGGCGCGGAUGAGCGCUUCAUGGCGAGCGGGGCUUCCCCGGACGACCACCGGCAGCGGCCGGGCUCGUACCAGCCCGCCGCGGGCAAUCUGGGUGUCGCUUAUGGCGCACACCCGGCCUGCGGCUCCAGCUACGGCGCGCAAAGUUUCUGCGCCUCCUACAACCAUUACGCGCUGAACCAGGAAGUAGACGCUGCCGCGGGCUUCGCACAGUGCGGCCCGCUCGUGUACUCGGGUAACCUUUCCACCUCCGUGGUGGCGCAGCAUCGCCAGGGUUACAGUGCCGCCCCUCUGGGUCAACUGCAGUAUGCCCACCCUGCCUACGGAGGCGGGCAGGAGCAAGCCACCCCCUUCCCGGGGUGCUCGAACCCUCUGUCCCCGCUGCAUGCCGCUCACCUGGAGGGAUGCUGCUCCCCUGUGUCCGAGGGAGCCCCCAAUGCUCAGACCUUCGACUGGAUGAAAGUCAAGCGGAAUCCCCCCAAAACAGGGAGGUCGGGUGAGUACGGCUACGGAAGUCAGCCCAACACGGUGCGGACCAACUUCACCACCAAGCAGCUGACCGAGCUGGAGAAGGAAUUCCACUUUAACAAAUACUUGACCCGGGCGCGGCGCGUGGAGAUCGCCGCCACGCUGCAGCUGAAUGAGACUCAGGUGAAAAUCUGGUUCCAGAACCGCAGGAUGAAGCAGAAGAAGCGGGAGAAAGAAGGAUUGCUCCCGGUCAAGGCCGUGCCCUCUGACCCCGGGGAGCGCCUUCAAGAGAAAAUGGACGACGCGGCGUCAGAGAAGUCUGUUUCGGCUCCUUCUACCCCCUCCCCUCCUUCCUCCGCGGUGUCCUCCACUGGGGCUGACCCUUACUGCUCCAAUUAA